Messenger RNA from Calidris pugnax (ruff), 2356 nucleotides. Its product is annotated as potassium voltage-gated channel subfamily C member 1-like. NCBI's taxonomy places the organism in Eukaryota, Metazoa, Chordata, Aves, Charadriiformes, Scolopacidae. Gene Ontology annotation, biological process: protein homooligomerization; potassium ion transmembrane transport. The record is from RefSeq and is a predicted model, not a curated record. The transcript has 3 exons. Gene Ontology annotation, cellular component: voltage-gated potassium channel complex; dendrite membrane; neuronal cell body membrane. Bases 91 to 1386 code for a protein of 431 amino acids. Gene Ontology annotation, molecular function: delayed rectifier potassium channel activity; protein binding.
UCGAACAUCCUGUUUGCACUGAAGUUGUCUCUCUUCUUCCCCCUCUCUUCUCUUUUCCUCUGGUUGCAGAGUUGCUGCGAUAGCACCAAGAUGGAAGGCUCCAAGGAAAGAAUCGUCCUGAAUAUCGGGGGAGUGAGAUAUGAGACGUACAGCAGCACCCUCCAGACCUUCCCAGGGACCAAGCUGUGCAAUCUAACAGAGCCCCACGCCCCAAGCAUCUACGACUAUGACCCCACCACCAAAGAGUUCUUUUUUGAUCGGAGCGCUGAGAUCUUCGGCUACGUGCUGAAUUAUUAUAGGACCAAACAUUUCCACUGCCCCAUUGACAUCUGUAGGUCAGUCUUAGAAGAAGAGCUGGCUUUCUGGGAAAUCAAUGAGACACAGCUAGCGCCCUGCUGCUGGCUGAAGCUGAAUAGCAAAGAGGUGCAGCCAGAGGACUUUAACGUUUGGGAUGAAAAUGAACAGACUGAUGACCAGUGCCUCAUAGUCCAGGCAGAAAGAAGGGAUUUCAGCUGGCGAACCAGGUGGCAGCCAAAGAUUUGGGCUAUAUUUGAAAAACCCUUUUCCUCUUUCAGUGCUAAGUGCUUGGCUUUUGUUUCUCUGCUGUUCAUCGUUGGAAUUGUCAUCAUAUUCUGUGAGGAGACCAAGGCACAAUUUGAGUACUUUACUGCUAACUUCACCUCUGUUGGCUAUUCUGAGGUCUCCCACAACGACCAUGGACCCUAUUACCACCAGGCUGCCUACUUGCUUCAUCUGGAGCUUUUCUGUGUCCUCUGGUUUACUUUUGAGUUCUCUGUGCGAUUUUGUGUCUGCCCAGACAAGAAGUUGUUCUUCCAAAAUCCCCUGAACGUGGUUGACUUCCUCUCCCUCUUCCCAGUUUAUAUCGAACUCUUUGUGGCUGGGCAGAUUCAGGGAAUGCCAAGCCUGGGGCUUUGGUUGGGCUUUGUUCGCAUUGUCUAUCUCCUCAAACUCCUGAAGAUCUCCAAGCUGAUAGAAACGCCACUGAUCCUCAGGGUUCUGUGCUACACCUUCAAGUCUAUCCUCAGAGAGAUCUGCAUCCUGCUGAUGAUUUUGGCCUUUGAGACCCUCUUCUUUGGCUCUCUCUUUUUCUAUGGGGAGUUGCUGGGUAGCCAUCCCUCCUACAGAGGGGAGCUGUACUUCACUGACAUUCUCAUUUGCUUCUGGUGGGCUUUGAUCACACUCACUACGGUGGGCUAUGGAGAUAUUAUCCCUCUCACCACAGCUGGCCAAGUGAUGGCAGCCUUAGCUGCAGUAUUUGGCAUGUUAACUAUUAUCAUCCCAAUACCCAUUUUCCUGGUGAAAUUUAAAAGCUAUUAUGACAUUGCUAUCUUCAAACAGAGGCUGAAAAGGAGCAAGAAGCUCUAACAUUUCCCAGCCUCUGUUUCCCUUUGCCUUUAGCCAUAAACCUUCAGGAUGGUUUAUUCCCUUUGGUGGGAAGGGAAUGCAAAUAGUUCUUAUUGCAUUUACUUGCUGCCUUAGCACAGAUCGAACCAUUGGUGGGGCCUCAAGUUGCAGUACUUGAUCCAUGGAUGAUCAGACCUGUCAAAUCCCAUGGGUCUUUCCCAUACUGUACUUCCUCCCAUGCUUUUUUAUAUGCAGCAGUUUCUUAUCCAGCCAUUUGCAGACAGGCUGGGGUGCUCCUUUAUGGCCUGAAAGUGCACCACGUAGCCCAGUUCCAUCACCUGGGGCCCCUGCAUAUACCCUCAGCUGGUCUACAAGCCAUGAUGCUAGUUGUGCCCUCCAUCGCCUGACAGACCAUAAUCUCAUUUUUCAUGCUGGGCAAGAAGAUUUGUGCACGGUCCUGCUCUGACAGUGAGGAGAAAGCAUGGGGUUUUUGAUUGCUUUGUUUUUUUUAAACAAUGUUUUCUUUCUGAAAUCACUGAGUAUCCAUAGUCCUGGGAACCAGCACCGUUUGAUAACCCACCCUGUGGGCUCACAGGAAUUGCCGUGGCAUUCGGGUAGCAGCAAGGGAGCCCUCCGACAGCAAAUCCUUUUCUGGCUCUGCUGAAGUCAGUGGCAACUUUUCCUUGACCAAAAUGCCAUUGGGCUCUUCCAGUGGAUCAACACGUUUCAACAGUCCUUGAUUUUUGUGUAACCAAGUCACUGAGCUGUUAAACAAAAUAUCUGUUGUGGUUUUUGCUGUUGGAAAGGAAGAAUGUAACCUAAAAUGCUCAAUAUAAUUUUAAUGUCAUUUACUUUCUUAAGGCAUAGAUAUUAACUAGGAAUAUUUGUCUUUUAACUGGAUAGCCUUAAUUGUUACCUGUGUUUAAUUUUGAAAUAACAAAUAUUGUUGAGGUACGAAAAUAAAACACAUCUCAUUGUUUAUAUAGCAGAA